Musa acuminata AAA Group (dessert banana) is the source of this 1604-nucleotide messenger RNA. Its product is annotated as probable linoleate 9S-lipoxygenase 5. Bases 41 to 1507 code for a protein of 488 amino acids. Gene Ontology annotation, biological process: lipid oxidation. The record is from RefSeq and is a predicted model, not a curated record. The transcript has 4 exons. Lineage: Eukaryota; Viridiplantae; Streptophyta; Magnoliopsida; Zingiberales; Musaceae. Gene Ontology annotation, molecular function: metal ion binding; oxidoreductase activity, acting on single donors with incorporation of molecular oxygen, incorporation of two atoms of oxygen.
UAAGACUGCGUGGCGAACCGACGAAGAGUUCACUCGCGAAAUGCUUGCCGGUUUGAACCCGGUGGUCAUCAGGCGUCUCGAGGAGUUCCCUCCCACGAGCAAGCUUGAUGCUUGCAAGUAUGGCGACCAUACCUGCACGAUAACUGCAGCCCACAUUGAGCACCACCUUGAUGGACUCACCGUGCAACAGGCACUGGAGCAGAACAAGCUCUUCAUCUUGGAUCAUCAUGAUGCAUACCUCCCCUACCUCAACCGCAUCAACGCUCUCGCCGUCAAAGUAUAUGCCACCAGAACUCUGCUGUACCUGAGGCAGGACUCCACGCUAAAGCCAUUGGCGAUCGAGCUCAGCUUGCCUCACCAGGACGGAGAGCAGCAUGGCGCCGUCAGCAAGGUGUGCACACCGGCUGAAAGCGGCGUGGAAGGAUCGAUCUGGCAGCUGGCGAAGGCCUACGCCGCCGUCACCGAUUCCGCCUACCAUGGCCUCAUCAGCCACUGGCUCAACACACACGCGGUGAUGGAGCCGUUCGUGAUCGCGACGCACAGACACCUGAGCGUGAUCCACCCGAUCCACAAGCUUCUGUCGCCGCACUACCGCGACACGAUGACCAUCAACGCCUUGGCCCGGCAUGCCCUCAUCCCCGCCGGUGGCAUAUUCGAGAUGACGGUCUUCCCAGGGAGGUACGCGUUGGAGUUGUCUUCCACGGUCUACAAGAGCUGGAAUUUCCGGGAGCAGGCUCUCCCCGCUGAUCUGAUCAAGCGAGGAGUUGCGGUGAAGGACCGAGACGACAGGCUUUGCCUGCUGAUCGAGGAUUACCCUUAUGCCGUGGACGGGCUUCAGAUAUGGCAUGCGAUCGAGACAUGGGUCCGAGAGUACUGUGCAAUCUACUACCCGACGAACGACGUCGUGAAAGCUGAUGCCGAGCUCCAGGCCUGGUGGAAGGAGGUCCGCGAGGUCGGCCAUGGCGACAAAAAGGACGCGUUCUGGUGGCCAGCCAUGCAAACCACAUCCGAGCUGAUCGAGACAUGCACCACCAUCGUCUGGAUCGGUUCUGCGCUCCACGCCGCCAUCAACUUCGGGCAGUACCCCUACGCCGGGUACCUGCCAAACCGGCCGACCAUGAGCCGGCGCUUCAUGCCGGAGCCGGGCACGCCGGAGUACGAGGAGCUGAAGAAGAACCCGGACAAGGUGUUCCUGAAGACCAUCACCAGCCAGCUGCUCACCAUGCUGGGUCUCAACACCAUCGAGAUCCUGUCGAACCACGCGUCCGACGAGGUGUACCUGGGACAACGGGACACGCCGGAAUGGACGUCGGAUGACAAGGCGGUGAAGGCGUUCGAGCGCUUCGGGGAGCGACUCAAGGCGAUCGAGGCGGAGAUCAUGAAGAAGAACGAGGACCCGCGCUUGAAGAACCGCAAUGGCCCGGUGAAGAUGCCUUACACCUUGCUCUUCCCGAGCAGUGGGGUUGGGAUCACCGGCAAGGGAAUCCCCAACAGUAUCUCCAUCUAAGUCGCCUGUCGAAGUCUGGAGUAGCCAUGAAGAUUGUACCGAAUAAAGCUGAUGCGUUGUGUGAGAGACUGCAUUUGAAUAAAUUUAUUGAGGAAUU